CUGUUUUUUCCUCUAUUGCAUCUUCAGAAUUUCUCCUCCGUGUUAAGCCGACUUCUAUGCUGGUGUUCAUCUCUGGAUUGAUUUCGUGAUAGUGGUCCUAGUUUUUUUCCCUCCGCGUGUACCAUUUUAUUUCUUAAUAUUGAGAAAUGGCAUCGUCCAGUUUGCGACAAACUGCUUUGACCUGCAGUGGCCACACAAGACCCGUGGUCGAUCUCGCGUUCAGCGACAUCACGGAAUCUGGGUACUACCUCAUUUCUGCGUGCAAAGAUGGUAAGCCCAUGAUCCGCCAAGGAGAAACCGGGGAUUGGAUUGGGACAUUUGAAGGUCACAAAGGCGCAGUUUGGGGCGUAGCUCUCAACAGAGAUGCCACAAAGGCGGCUACCGGAGCAGCGGAUUUCAUGGCUAAGCUUUGGGAUGCGACUACUGGGGAAGAAGUGCAUUCGUUCAUGCAUUCACACAUCGUGAAAAGUGUGGAUUUCUCUCCGGACGGAGUUCGGCUUCUCACUGGUUCCAACGAAAAGCUGCUCCGAAUCUUUGACCUGGAACGACCGGAUGCUGAUCCGGACAAGUUUUCGGGCCAUCAAGACGGCUUGAAGACUACCAAGUAUUUGAAAGACGGGAAACGGAUCGUAAGUCUCUCAGACGACAAGACCCUUCGCAUCUGGGAUUGCGGAACUCGCCAGGAAAUCAAGAAGCUCGAGUUCAAAACCCCUCCCAAUGGGAUGGAAGUGUCGGCUGACGGAACAACGCUCGUUGUUGCUCACGGAAAUUUUGCCUCCUUCUUCAAUGUUGAUUCUUUGGAGAAGCUACAGGAAGUGAGAGUUCCUUCAACUGUGAACUCUGCGUCGCUGCAUCCCGACAAGACUGUUUUCGUGUGUGGAGGGAUAGACUUCAAGAUGUACAAGUUCGACUACUCGUCUGGAGCCGAGAUUGUGAAGUCCUACUAUAGUUUUCCGGGCUUUGAAUGCUUCCACGUUGCUUCAAAAUUUGAACAAUGCUGUGACAAAGAUGUUUGUUUGGAGUUUCAGACCGAGCUCGCGAUGGGCAAGGGUUCUCUGAGCUUUCUAUGGCCGUUCGGACUCCUCGGAUUCUUCUUUGAGCUUUUUGUUGCUUCAUUGGACGUAGUUGUGCUGAGUACAAAGUCGUGGUUCCUGUUUGUAGCUGCUAUUUAUCGCUAUGUGUUCCCCCACAAGCGGAAAUCAAUCGCUGGAGAAAUCGCUCUGGUUUCCGGGGCUGGUCAUGGCAUGGGGCGUGAAAUAGCUAUAAAGCUCAGUGAACUUGGCGCAACAGUGAUCUGUUGGGAUAUCAACAAGGAUGGACUCCAAUUGACGCUGAACAUGAUCAGCAGAGUCGGUGGCCGUGGUUUAGGUGAUCUCGUGGACGUGUCAAACUGUGAAGCUGUGAAAGCCGGAGCUGCGAGAAUUCUGGAGAAAAUAGGCCAUGUUACCAUUCUGGUUAACAAUGCCGGGAUUCUCUCUUCAAAACCAUUCCUGUCUCAUUCCCCGCGCGAAAUCGAGCGCGUUUUCUCAGUCAAUGUGUUCUCACAUUUUUGGACUUUGGAAGCUGUUCUUCCAUCAAUGGUUGCCAAGGGUCGUGGUCACAUUGUUGCAAUGUCGUCGAUCGCUGGAGUUCAGGGCAUUCCUUACCUCGUUGCUUACGGAGCUUCGAAAUCAGCUGUUACUGGUUUGAUGGACGGCUUGUUAGAAGAGUUGCGUUACGAUGACAAAACCAAUCCGAUCAAGUUGACUGUCGUACACCCAUUCAUCGUAAACACGGGACACAUAAACAAGCCGAGGAUCAGAUUCUCACAGAAGAAUCCGCCUCCUAGGUUCAAGUUCCUGAUGCCGGUGACUGAGCCGAGAGUCGCUGCUGAUAUGAUCAUUGAUGGAGUGUUGAGGAACAAAGAAUGGGUGUUUAUUCCGUGGUGGAUCGAGAUCCUUUAUCGGAUGUCCAAGAUCUGGCCCAGAAACGUGCACAGGCUCAUCCUGGAUUUCCUGGACGCCGGAGUUUCAAAGCAGUGAAAGUUACCGUGACAAAUGGUUGUCUUUUUUUUUUUCUUUGUAGUGCCAGUUUCGGGAAGCAUUUUGAUUGUAAAGGAAUUGGGAGGGACAAGGGGGUGGAUCUUGUAAAGUCGUGGCACAAAAGGAUAUUAGAAUGGUUCGUUUUGAUUUUCUACUCGGCCACUGAAGCGACAGUUUUUACGGUGAUUAUCGCCCAUGCUGUGAAUGAAUUUGGAACAAAUUGGAAUGUCCAGUGCGAA
Molecule: messenger RNA, 2260 nt
Organism: Notodromas monacha
Lineage: Eukaryota; Metazoa; Arthropoda; Ostracoda; Podocopida; Cyprididae
Source: the annotation of a GenBank genome assembly